Messenger RNA from Talpa occidentalis (Iberian mole), 4283 nucleotides. It is a transcript of the gene CASKIN1, whose product is annotated as CASK interacting protein 1. Gene Ontology annotation, molecular function: protein binding. Bases 1 to 4233 code for a protein of 1410 amino acids. The record is from RefSeq and is a predicted model, not a curated record. NCBI's taxonomy places the organism in Eukaryota, Metazoa, Chordata, Mammalia, Eulipotyphla, Talpidae. The transcript has 20 exons.
AUGGGGAAGGAGCAGGAGCUGGUGCAGGCGGUGAAGGCGGAGGACGUGGGCGCCGCGCAGCGCCUGCUGCAGAGGCCGCGGCCCGGCAAGGCCAAGCUCCUGGGCUCCACCAGGAAGAUCAACGUCAACUUCCAGGACCCGGACGGCUUCUCCGCCCUGCACCACGCGGCCCUGAACGGCAACACGGAGCUCAUCAGCCUGCUGCUGGAGGCCCAGGCCGCCGUGGACAUCAAGGACAACAAAGGCAUGCGGCCACUGCACUACGCGGCCUGGCAGGGCCGGAAGGAGCCCAUGAAGCUGGUGCUGAAGGCGGGCUCGGCCGUGAACGUCCCGUCCGAUGAGGGCCACAUCCCCUUGCACCUGGCGGCCCAGCACGGUCACUACGACGUGUCGGAGAUGCUGCUCCAGCACCAGUCCAACCCCUGUGUGGUGGACAACUCGGGGAAGACGCCGCUGGACCUGGCCUGUGAGUUCGGCCGCGUUGGGGUGGUGCAGCUGCUCCUCAGCAGCAACAUGUGCGCGGCCUUGCUGGAGCCCCGGCCGGGGGACACCACUGACCCCAACGGCACCAGCCCCCUGCACCUGGCAGCCAAGAACGGCCACAUCGACAUCAUCAGACUCCUCCUCCAAGCUGGCAUCGACAUCAACCGCCAGACCAAGUCCGGCACGGCGCUGCACGAGGCCGCCCUCUGCGGCAAGACAGAAGUGGUCCGGCUGCUGCUGGAUAACGGAAUCAACGCCCACGUGAGGAACGCCUACAGCCAGACCGCCCUGGACAUCGUGCGCCAGUUCACCGCGUCCCAGGCGGGCAAGGAGAUCAAGCAGCUGCUGCGAGAGGCCUCGGCGGCCCUGCAGGUCCGGGCGACCAAGGACUACUGCAACAACUACGACCUGACCAGCCUCAACGUGAAGGCCGGGGACGUCAUCACGGUCCUCGAGCAGCACCCGGACGGCCGCUGGAAGGGCUGUAUCCACGACAACCGGACGGGCAACGACCGCGUGGGCUACUUCCCCUGCUCCCUGGGCGAGGCCAUCGUGAAACGAGCAGGCUCCCGAGCAGGUGCAGAACCAAGCCCACCCCAGGGAGGCGGCUCGUUGGGGUCCUCUGCGCCCCCAGAGGACAUCUGGGUGUUGAGGAAGCCCUUGGCAGGUGGGGACCGCAGCGGUAGCCUGAGCGGGGCGGCAGGCGGCCGGAGCGGCGGGGGCCACGCCCUGCACGCGGGCUCCGAGGGGGCCAAGCUCCUGGCCACUGUGCUCUCCCAGAAGUCCGCGUCUGAGUCUAGCCCUGGGGACAGUCCUGUCAAGCCUCUGGAGGGCCCCACGGGUGCCACCCGGUCCCAGCCCCCAACGGCCCAGGCCGGGCAGGCCUACGGGGAGCAACCGCCCAAGAAGCUGGAGUCGGUGUCAGAGGGCAAGAGCGCCGAGGCUGUGGGCCGCUGGCUCGCCACCUUCCAGCUGCAGCUCUACGCCCCCCACUUCACCCGCGCUGGCUAUGACCUGCCUACCAUCAGCCGCAUGACCCCCGAGGACCUCACGGCCAUCGGGGUCACCAAGCCCGGCCACCGGAAGAAGAUCACCGCGGAGAUCAGCAGCCUGAGCGUCCCCGACUGGCUGCCUGAGCACAAGCCCGCAAACCUGGCUGUGUGGCUGUCCAUGAUCGGCCUGGCCCAGUACUACAAGGUGCUGGUGGACAAUGGCUACGAGAGCAUCGACUUCAUCACGGACAUCACCUGGGAGGACCUGCAGGAGAUCGGCAUCACCAAGCUGGGACACCAGAAGAAGCUGAUGCUGGCGGUGCGGAAGCUGGCGGAGCUGCAGAAGGCCGAGUGCUCUAAGUACGAGGGUGGGCCCCUGCCCCGGAGGGCGCCGCCGCCGCUGGAGGUGGUGGCCAUCGAGUCACCGCCCCCUCCGGAGCCCGCCCCUGCGGGCUGCCAGUCCCCCAAGAUGACCACCUUCCAGGACAGCGAGCUCAGCGGCGAGCUGCAGGCCGCCAUGACAGGCCCCGAGGGCGCCACCACUGCGGAGAAGCCCCCCAACCACCUGCCCCCCACCCCGAGGCCGCCACUGCGGCAAGAGCCCAGCCUGGGUGGCCGGGCCCGGCACAUGAGCAGCUCCCAGGAGCUGCUGGGUGACGGCCCCCCUGGGCCCGGCAGCCCCAUGUCUCGCAGCCAGGAGUACCUGCUGGACGAUGGCCCCAGCACCCCGCCCAAGGAGGCCCGGCCCGGCCGCCAGGGCCACAGCGUCAAGCGGGCCAGCGUGCCCCCGGUGCCCGGCAAGCCGCGGCCGGCUCUUCCUCCCGGUGCCGGCCACUUCACGCCCCCCCAGACACCCACGAAGGGCCGGCCCGGCUCCCCCCAGGCCCUAGGGGGCCCGCAUGGUCCAGCCCCAGCCACGGCCAAGGUGAAGCCCACCCCCCAGCUGCUGCCGCCCGCCGAGCGCCCCAUGUCCCCCCGCUCGCUGCCUCAGUCGCCCACGCACCGCGGCUUUGCCUACGUGCUGCCCCAGCCCGUGGAGAGCGAGGCGGCGCCGCCCGCGCCCCCGCCCGUGCCCACGCUGUGCCUGCCCCCCGAGGCCGACGCCGAGCCGGGGCGCCCCAAGAAGCGCGCGCACAGCCUGAACCGCUACGCGGCGUCCGACGGCGAGCCCGAGCGGGACGAGCUGCUGGCGCCGGCCGCCGCGGGGCCCUACGCCACGGUCCAGCGGCGCGUGGGCCGCAGCCACUCCGUGCGCGCCCCGGCCGGCGCCGACAAGAACGUCAACCGCAGCCAGUCCUUCGCCGCGCGCCCGCGCAGGAAGGGGCCGCCCCCGCCGCCGCCCAAGCGCUCCAGCUCCGCCCUGGCCAGCGCCAGCCUGGCCGACGGGGCCGCGCCCGACGCCGCGCCCGAGGGCGCCGGGCCCGAGGACGGCCGGCUGGGGGUGCGGGCGCAGCGGCGGCGCGCCAGCGACCUGGCCGGCAGCGUGGACACGGGCAGCGCGGGCAGCGUGCGGAGCAUCGCGGCCAUGCUCGAGCUGUCCUCCAUCGGGGGUGGGGGCCGGGCCGCCCGCAGGGCCCCCGAAGGCCACCCCGUGCCCCGCCCCGGCAGCCCCGAGCCGGGCAGGGUGGCCACGGUGCUGGCCUCGGUGAAGCACAAGGAGGCCAUCGGGCCUGACGGGGAGGUGGUGAACCGGCGCCGCACGCUCAGCGGGCCGGUCACCGGGCUCCUGGCCGCCGUGCGCCGGGGGCCCGGGGAGCCGGCGGGGCCCGCAGAGCACGGCCCCGGCGGCGAGGACGGCGCCCGGCAGCGGCCUCGGGGCCCGGCCAAGGCGGAGGCGAGCGGCGAGGGCCCGCCCCUGGCCAGGGUGGACGCCAGCGCCACGCUCAAGAGGCGCGUCCGGGCCAAGCAGAGCCCGCAGGACGGCGUCAAGUUCCUCCUGACCGAGUCCGACACCGUCAAGCGCAGGCCCAAGGCCAAGGAGCGCGACGCGGGGCCCGAGCCGGCCCCCGCGCUGGCCGUGUACCCGGACGGCGCGGCCACCGUGCGGCGCCGCGCGGCCCCCGAGCAGGCCGGGCCCCCCGAGCUGCCCCCGCCGCCCCCGCCCGCGGAGCCCCCGCCCGCCGCCCCGCCGCACCUGCCCCCGCUGCCCGCGCCGGACGGCGACGCCCGCAGGCCGGCCAAGCCGCCCGUGUCCCCCAAGCCCGUGCUGGCCCAGCCCCUGCCCAGGACGCAGGGCUCGCCCACGCCCGCCGCCAAGAGGGCGCCGCUGCCCGGCCCCGGCAGCCCAGAGCCGAAGCGCGCCCACGGCACGCCGCCGCCCGUGUCGCCCAAGCCGCCGCCGCCGCCCACGGCGCCCAAGCCCGCCAAGCCCGCCGCGGGGCCGCCGUCGGGCAGCGCCAGCCCGUCGCCCGCGCCCUCGCCCGCGCGCCAGCCGCCCGCCGGCCCCGCCCCGCCGCCCGCCCCCGGCGCGCCCGCGCUGCACGUGCCCGCCAAGCCGCCGCGCGCCGCGGCCGCCGCCAGCGCCGGGCCCCCCGCCUCGGCCGACGGCGCCGCGCCCGGGGACAGCGCCCGGCAGAAGCUGGAGGAGACGAGCGCGUGCCUGGCGGCGGCGCUGCAGGCCGUGGAGGAGAAGAUCCGGCGCGAGGACGCGCAGGGCGCGCGCCCCGCGGCCGCGGAGAAGAGCACCGGCAGCAUCUUGGACGACAUCGGCAGCAUGUUCGACGACCUGGCCGACCAGCUGGACGCCAUGCUGGAGUGACGCGCCGCCCGCGGCCGGCCCCACACACUGACCUUACCUCAGGAUGGGCA